Molecule: messenger RNA, 932 nt
Organism: Aphidius gifuensis
Lineage: Eukaryota; Metazoa; Arthropoda; Insecta; Hymenoptera; Braconidae
Product: pleckstrin homology-like domain family A member 1
Exons: 4
Coding region: 100-579 (159 amino acids)
Source: RefSeq, a predicted model, not a curated record
GGGGGGCUCGACACCACUAUAAAAGCUAACGUCGUUGCCCCUAGAAAUCGUAGUCACACCAGUGUUCAACACAGGAAAAUCUAACUUACUCCAAUCAUCAUGAAAAUCUUCAUUGCCCUUUUCGCCGUCUUGGCCGUCGUUGCUGCUUACCCAUACGAGGAUCCAUGGGCACAACAAGCUUGGCAACAACAAUCAGCAUGGCAAAAACCAAUUGUAGUUAAAUCAGAUCCUUGGCAACAAUCUGGUUGGCAGCCAUCUGUUUGGCCACAACAAUCAGCUUGGCCACAACAAUCAGCCUGGCCACAACAAUCUGCUUGGCCACAACAAUCAGUUUGGCCACAACAAUCUCAUGGUUGGCAACAGAAGCACGUUCAACAUGUUGAUGCCAUCCACGUCAACCAACCACAUCCAAUUCCACCACUACACCCACACCCACUUAAACUUCAUGGUAACGACCAUGUAACACAUAUUCACUACGCCAAACCACAUCUCCCACAUCCACAUCUUAUUGGAUACGAAGUUGAAGUUAAAGAACCAGAAGUCAAGCACGUCAUCAAGCCAGCACAUGGAUGGGCAUGAAGAUAUUCACAGUGAUAACCGAAUAAAUCCAACUGGUCCAUUGAUGGUCCAAAUUAAAUGCAUGGCAAACGACUGACUAUUUUGUCAAGAAACAAUAAAUUUAAAAAAAAAACAAUACCAUUUUUAUUCAACAAAAAAGUUUUGGAAAUCAAUCAUAUUUGUCAGCAAAGAAAAAACAACUUUUUGAAAAUUAUAUAUUUGGUGAUAAUUUGAUCAAUCAAAAUAAUCAACAUCUGCAACAUGGAUUGUUGAUUAACAUGGACCAUCAUAGGACACAGGACCACGGCUACCCGACAUUUUAAUAUUAUUUUAAAAAUUUAAUCACAUGAAUAAAUUCCACCCAUAUAAACAUA